Molecule: messenger RNA, 2740 nt
Organism: Lotus japonicus
Lineage: Eukaryota; Viridiplantae; Streptophyta; Magnoliopsida; Fabales; Fabaceae
Exons: 4
Coding region: 634-2637 (667 amino acids)
Source: RefSeq, a predicted model, not a curated record
UUUUUUCUAAAUAAUGCAAAAAAGUUUUUUAAUUAGCAAAAAGGGGCACGAAAAAAUUUAUUUAGCAAGAUGGGGUACUUUUAGUGGGAUUCGCGAGUUUUGUUGCGUUUCCAUCUAUUAUUCUGAAAAAGGUCUGACUGCGUUGGGAGGUGCAGGGUGAUUGGGGAAAUCAUUGCUUUAUGAUGGUGGGAUUCGCAAGUUUUCUUGCGUUUUCCAUGUCAGGGUGGCAGGUUGCACGUUAUUGGAUUCGCAAGUUUUCUUGCGUUUUCCAUGUAGUUGGAAUGAUGGUCAAUGAUGGUGGCAGGGUGGCAGGGUGGCAGGUUGCACGUUAUUGGUGUCGCGACUUUACCUGCGAAUUCAAGUGCUUUUCAGGUGCUUUUCAGGUGGCAGUACUGACAUGGAGGGAAAGGAAUGGCUAAGAUUGAAUGCUCAAUUUUUUUUGCGAAUCCAGGAUAUACAAAAUGACAAAAUAAGCGAGAUUGACUGGAUUCUCAAUUAUUUUUGCGAAUUCAAAACACUAUAAGUUAACUCCUGAGCCUCAUAACUUUCUUCUACGAAAAAUACACUUCAAUAUUUUCAAAACUUCAAUCUCCUGCAUUUCAGAACGUUUCUGUAACGAAAAAAACCUUUGCAAUGGAUCAAGUUAUUACUUUUGUGUAUUACGAUGGCAGGGUUGUCCAUGGCGACCAAGGUGCCAUAUUCGAAGGUCGGAGAAGGUCCAUGCAUCUGAAGCGAAACAUUACCUUCGACCGUUUGAAGAAGAAAAUCCACGAAAGGUUGAAGCUGCAAAGGAACCAGAUGAUUUCUAGAGUCAGCUCUAGAUUUAUGACGACACCGAAUCCCAUUUUUUUUACGCAUUUUGAGAUAGUUGAUAAUGUUGAUGUUCAAGUCAUGAUGGAUGCAUUUAGUCAGCAGUCAUAUAUGGUUCAGCUGGAGCUGUAUGUUGAAGUUACUGAAGCUGGAAGUUCAUCAAUGUCAGUGCCGACGUAUCUGUCGUCUACUCAACCGAGACCCACUGAAGACGGUGGUAGACAUGUUGUUGAUGAGGAGCUUCUUGCAGAACCAUAUACUGUGCCUUUUAGCGUUAUGAGUAUUGAAGAGACCAAUAUCGUCGUUCCUUCGGAUGUCGCAGUUAAUUUGGGCGAUGAUUAUGACUACCGCCUUGACAAUGAUAAUGUGGACGGUGAAGUCAUUCCUUCAGACGAUGACCACAAUGAAGAUGAAAGAAUGCAAGAAGGAGGUGACGAGUCUGACACAGACGAUGAGGGAGACCGACACGCUAAUCCUCAGCCUCGGAUGGCACCUCAUCCUGCUGAUCAACCUGCGGCACCAGUGAAUGUCAAUGUUGAAACUCAAGGCCACCCAAACACGGCCCCAUUCUGGAGUGCUUCUUCGCAUUAUACAUAUAUUAACUGGGAUCACCCAGAUGAAGAAACUGAUUUUUAUUCUGAAACGGAUGUGAAUGGAUCAUGGAAGCUAGGUGAUGACUUAUGUAAAGGGUUGAUUUUUGAAAACAAGCGUGCUGUACAGGAUGCCUUGUUACACUAUUGUUUUAGACUAAAUCAAACUUAUAAGAUGAGUGAAUCCAAGCCAGAGUACUUUACUGCAAAGUGUCAGAAAUCCGUAGAUGGCUGCCCGUGGAGGAUAAGGGCACAUCUAUCCAAGAAAAUUGGUAAAUGGAUCAUAUCCAAAUGGGGGGGUUCGCAUACGUGCUUAAAUGCGAUGACUUCUCAAGACCACAAGAAGAUGACGUCCACCUUCAUGUCCAACUACAUUCUUGGCAUGGUAAGUGCCCAACCAACUAUCCCUAUUUCCCUCAUACAAGAGAGGAUAAGUGGUCAACUCAAUUAUAUGGUGUCAUACUUUAAAGCUUGGAAGGCGAAGCAAAAAGCACUUGCUCGCGUGUUCGGUGAUUGGGAGGAGUCUUACGACCUGCUCCCUAGGUGGUUGGAAUAUAUGCUGAGGUUUUCCCCUGGAUCCCAUUACGAGUUUGUCACAACUGACUAUAAGGACCAGUAUGGCAAUGUUGUUCCUGAUUUCAAGAAAUUUGGUCGAGUGUUUUGGACGUACAAACAAUGUUGUGACGCAUUCAACUAUUGCAAGCCAAUGAUACAAAUUGAUGGCACAUUCCUCUACGGAAAGUAUAGUGGAACUUUGCUUAUUGCCACGACACAGGACGGGAACAGUAAUGUGUUGCCUUUAGCUUUUGCAAUUGUGGAGGGAGAAACACUCGGUGCUUGGACGUGGUUUCUUCGUCUGAUGCGUGUGCAUGUCACCAAGAAACAAGGGAUAUGUCUAAUAUCAGACAGACACGCUAGCAUUCUCUCAGCAGUGGGGAAUCCGUCUAACGGGUGGCAGCCACCAAACGCUUAUCAUGUGUAUUGCAUUCGCCACGUUGCCAGUAAUUUCAACAACAGGUUUCACAACACAGAGCAAAAAAAUGAACUGAUAAAUAUGGCUUACGAGCCUUGCCCAUAUCUUUUCGAGCAACGCUUAGCGGCGUUUCGAGGGCACAACACAGCUGUCCGGCAAUGGAUAAAUGACAUCAGUAAUGAGAAAUGGAGCCGAGCGUGUGAAAUUAACUUUAUUGGGCCACUUUAUUGGUUUUUCCGGAUCCGGGUCCCUCCAUCUGUUUAAUAUAUAAAAAAUGAAUGAACCGUAAUGUUUGAAUUUAAGGACAUGAAAUUAACAACGAAAUUUAUUAUUUAAAUUAUGUGCAUACCUUGCCGCGAGUGGGAGG